Molecule: messenger RNA, 339 nt
Organism: Trichosporon asahii var. asahii CBS 2479
Lineage: Eukaryota; Fungi; Basidiomycota; Tremellomycetes; Trichosporonales; Trichosporonaceae
Exons: 1
Coding region: 1-339 (112 amino acids)
Source: RefSeq, a predicted model, not a curated record
AUGGCCAUCCCCGACUUCAGCCGCGUGCAUCCCGCCUCGCACUCCCCGCCGGGCACGCCGACAUCCUCGGGAUAUCCCCAGCUCCCGCCCAGUGUCGCAGCCCAGAUCGCCGCCAUCGUGCGUGACGCUGUUCCUUCUAUCCCCCUCGCAUCUUCGGCAAGUCUUGAGAAGAGCGUCAUCGACGUGCAAGCUCAACUCCGACAGACCGAGGAGAGGCUCGCUGCUACCGAACAGAGACUGCAGAGCUUGACGUACGCCACGAGGGUCCAGGCGAUUGUCGUUGCCGCGGCGGCGGUUGCUGUUGCUGGAUCUGUCUGGCUCGGCCGCCGUGCUCCGUGA